GGAGGGAAGAAGCUGCUAGGUGUCUGCAGCGGGCAACACUCAUAUUUGAGGUCUCCACCAUGAUGACAACCAAGAGACUCGACAACUUUGAGGUGGCCUGUGAGUGGGCUUCAUGCGACUUCAAGGGACACACCAUGGAGGAGCUGAGUGACCAUAUGUCGCUGCAUUUAAAGGACUACCUGGGAGAUAAAGAUGCUCUGGAGGAACUGGAUGAGUAUUCUUGUCUCUGGAAUGGAUGUGAAUUUGUCUCCAUGGGCAGCGCUGCAGAGUUGGAGGUCCAUGCUUAUUUCCACAACUACCACGGUAAGCUAAAGUUUGUUGGGUCACAGCUGCUGAAGUCCCGUCCUGACCUGCCAAGCUGCAACCAAGGUCUGCAUAGCAACAACCUGCUUCCCGAAGGAUCAGAUGGAUACGUUUGCCAGUGGGAACAUUGUGAUAGUGCAUUUAACAAUCCGGAGUGGUACUACCGACAUGUAGACAAUCAUGUAGAAAGUGCCGAGCUGCAGUCUCUCCCACAACAACAACAGGCUCUCUUCUGCCAUUGGACAGGCUGCGACGCCUUCUUCAAGAUCAGAUACCGUCUGAGAGAACACAUGCGGAGCCACACUCAGGAAAGACUUGUAGCCUGUCCCACCUGUGGCAGCAUGUUUUCCAGCAACACAAAGCUAUUUGACCAUCUCCACAGGCAGGCCGAGCCAGUGGACUCACUGGUGUGUGAACACUGUGGCAAAGCUUUUUCCAGCGAGAGGCUCUUGAGGGAUCACGUUCGUCAGCAUGUGAAUCAGGUGAAGUGUCCUUUCUGCGACAUGACCUGCACUACUUUGGCAGCUCUUAAAAUCCACAUCAGGUUCCGCCACUGUGAUGAGCGGCCCUUCCCGUGUGACUUCUGUGACAAAAGAUUUAAGAACCAGCGCGACCUACAGAAACACACAGAGGUCCACAAUGAGGGGUCGGUGUACCACUGUACAGUGGAGGGCUGUGAAUAUUUUUGUCACACAUUCCCAACAAUGAACCACCAUUUCAAGAGAGUGCACGAGGUUGGGGGAAUGUCCAAAUAUAAAUGUCAUAUCUGUGAUAAGGUAUUCUCCUGGUGUUACACUCUCACACUUCACCUUCGCAAGAAGCAUGAGCUGAAAUGGCCCUCUGGACAUUCCCGCUUUCGAUACAGAAAGGAUGUAGACGGCUUCCUAAAAGUGAACAUGGUUAGGUUUGAGACUGUGGAAGUGACGAAGGAGAUCAUGAAGAACAUGGCCAAAAAGCCUCAGAGCCUUCGGAAAAGUCAGAGAACCAGCAGCCGUAACAAAAGACCUGCAGUAACACCAGAGAGCGGCAGAAGCUCACCUGCAGGAUCCUCCUCGCCCUCCUCCAGUUCCUCAUCCUCAUACUCCUCAGAACUCUCUGGAGGUGAGGACGUCUCGUCUCAGCCCAGCCCCAGAAGCAGUGACUCUCCUGUGUACUGUGUCAUGAGUACCAUCCCUCACAUUGAGGAUGAACCUGGAGGAAUAGCUCAGGAGGACUGUGACACUAGUGGGACAUCAGGAGCAGUUCAGGCUCUGACGGAGGUGGCGAGGGGCCUGGGCAUGGACGUGGUGUGAUUGUCCACCAUGCACUGCACCAUAGAGCCUGAUUGAUGUAGGCUUUCUUAUAGCUAUUAUGCAAUUGUAUUGUUUUGCCUCUUUUACUAUAUUUUUGCAGUGGAGCUGUCAGUGAAGUCUUCACUGGGACUAUAUUUGUGGGCCAAAGCUUCUGAAUGUUCUUCAGCACUUUUAAAGUGAUGUUACAUUCAUUUCCUGUCAUAUCUCUGUCUGGAGAACACAGUUUCACUAUCACAGCUCUUAGUAACUCUAAUGCCUUGGCUGAGCUUUGUAAUGUCUCGCAUUUAUAUAAUAUUGCCUGUAAAACAUAGGUUAAUGUUGACAAAGCUUACAUGAAUGUGAUGAGUUAAAAGCACUACAGCGCUAGAUCUACAAAAUGUUAUUCCUUACGCGUUCUUAACACAUCACUUCCAACUUCCAUUUCCUGUGAUUAUUUCCAUGAUGUUGCCGACACAGAGGAUG
Messenger RNA from Scomber japonicus (chub mackerel), 2057 nucleotides. RefSeq lists its product as uncharacterized. The record is from RefSeq and is a predicted model, not a curated record. Gene Ontology annotation, molecular function: DNA-binding transcription factor activity, RNA polymerase II-specific; RNA polymerase II cis-regulatory region sequence-specific DNA binding. The transcript is spliced from 10 exons. Bases 60 to 1595 code for a protein of 511 amino acids. NCBI's taxonomy places the organism in Eukaryota, Metazoa, Chordata, Actinopteri, Scombriformes, Scombridae. Gene Ontology annotation, biological process: anatomical structure development; regulation of transcription by RNA polymerase II.